Molecule: messenger RNA, 1541 nt
Organism: Cylicocyclus nassatus
Lineage: Eukaryota; Metazoa; Nematoda; Chromadorea; Rhabditida; Strongylidae
Source: the annotation of a GenBank genome assembly
GUUUUCGCUAUCAUGUUUCAUGAGAAACGCCGCCCUGACGCAGUACCUGACACAGAGAACAAUCUUUACUCAACUCGCUCUUACAAGGAGAAGAUUUCUUAGUUUUGUCGUAGCCCAGCACGAGCUAGCUUUGGACAGCCGUAUUGAGUUAGAGUCGAAGUUGCAAAGACUUUGAAACUGGGCAAACUCAGAACAUUUCGGAUUAUUGACCAUGGUAUUUCACUUCUCGAAAACGUCAGAGCAGAUGGGCGAGGAACGGUAUCGCCUCGUCGUGCUCGGCUCAGCAAAAGUUGGCAAAACGAAUUUGAUAAGAAGAUACCUGUACAAUGAAUUCUCAGAGAAGUACAAAGAAACCAUUGAGGAUCUGCAUUCUAGGCAGUUUCGCAUUCAGGGUGUACCGCUUCCACUCGACAUCCUCGACACUAAUGUCAACUUCCCGGAUAUGAGGAGAAUAUCAAUCGCGUCAGCUAGCGCUUUCCUUCUGGUGUUCGCAGUAGAUGACGUACCAAGUUUCAAGGAGAUGUCUGACUUGUGGCAAGAAAUUUGCGAACGUCGCCCGGAUAUAAGUAGCGUACCAAUUGUCGUGGCUGGAAAUAAAUGUGAUCUUCCUAGCAAAAAGAUUUUCGAAGCCACCGCAAGGGCCUUCACCAGCAGACUUAGCGCAGACGUUCGCUAUCUGGAAGUAUCUGCAAAAUGUAAUCUAAGGGUUACUGAGAUCUUUCGAACUCUGCUCGAACUGAGCGGAUUCCCUCGCUGCAAGGCUGGAGGUGGGGCCCUGGAAGAUCCUACAACCGGACAACCUCCAAACGGUCAGGAAAGGGAUUCGCCAUUUCGGCGAGUAAACACAGCACGUGCUCGACCGCUAGAAAGGAACGGAAUGCCACCGCCCAUGGACAAACAACAAACGCUUCCCAUUCUGGCUAUACCGAUGAAUAUAGGAGAUCUUAAAAGAAAUCGAUCACUCCGUAUAAAAACACCGAAGGAAAAGGAGAAGGAACAACUCGAUAGACGACCAUCAGACGAGUGCAAACUUAGCCGUAGCGCCAGUCUUAUCAAGAGGACGAAGCAUCUCUCAUUAAGAAUGCGUCGACAUGGUGACAAAGUUGGAGACGACGAGGUAGUCGAUGAAAGCGACUGCAAGAUACAAUAAUCUGAAACUAACUUAAUGCACAAUUUUUCUCAUCUGUUGCUUAAGCAGCAAGGCACAAUGUAAAUAUUAUAAUGCAUAAGAAAAUCCAGAAAGUUUGGUAAAUGCUGCUCUUGUACCGUAACUAUUGGCUUUCUAUUCUUGGAUCUCUUUAACUUUUUUUUCUAAUGUCUUCCACUCUGAGUUUCAGGUCAUUCAGAGAUUCUGCAUAAUUGAACAAUUCUAUGAAGAAUUUUUCGAUCUUUUGUGCAACUCCCACUAUUUUGCUUGAUCAUGCUUACCAUAUCUAUUGCUGCUAGAGCGAUAUUGAUGACGUAAAUGCUUAGAUUUCAUAUGUUAGAAUUGCAUCAUGCCAGCACUGCUGAUCUCUAGUCCAUAUCUCGGCUUUCCGCAU